UGCACCGGCGGCCACCCCCUCAGCCACUUCCCGCGAGAUUGCGAGUCGACAGCCAAUCAAGGGCUCUCACUAGGGGGCGGGGCGCAGCGGCCGCCCGGAAGCGCGGGACCCCAGCUUCCGUCCUUGCGCAGAACUCCCCUCGCGGCGCCCUCGCUCUACGGAUUGGCGCGAGAGUCAAAAGGCGUCGGCCGCCUCUGGGUAAGAUGGCCGCCGCGGAGGCGUCGCUGUGUGGGAACUUCGCGCCCGGACGGCGACAUCUGGACUGAGUCGGAGGCUGAGGCCCCAGCGUGCCUCCGGCCCUUUGUAAGCUUGCUCCGGGGGCACGGUCUCGAGAUAAUCUGCGUUGUAAUUCCUGAACGGUGACGGACAGCGGCAGUGUUUCGGGGCCUGGCGCUUCCCUUGGAGCCCGCAGUUGCGUCGGCCAGGUUUUGGUUGUUUUUAGGACGUCGGAAGACGUGCCCAAGCUUCCGUGUGGGGGCAGGUUUCCGUCCUGUCCCAGUGCUUGCCCGGGGUGGAACAUGGCACAGAGUUGCAGCUGUCGUUAGCAUUUAAGUGUAGCUGGAGCCUGCACAGCUUCAGAAAGAGAUUCUCAAGGACUGGUUGCGUUUCCCCAUUAGGUAUGGAUGAGAAGGGUGACCCGAGCGGUGAGGACACACCCAAGGCCAUUAAGCCCACCAGCAAAGAGUUCAGGAAGACGUGGGGGUUCCGGAGGACCACCAUCGCCAAGCGCGAGGGCGCCGGGGAUGCAGAGCCAGACGCCCUGGAGCCGCCGCCCCGGCAGCAGCAGAGCCCGUCCUUGCGGCGCAGUGGGAGGCAGCCGAAGCGGACCGAGCGGGUGGAGGAGUUCCUCACCACCGUGCGGCGCCGGGGCAGGAGGAGCGCCCCCGUGUCCCUGGAGGACUCCGGGGAGCCGGCGUCCUGUCCAGCGACAGAUGCGGAGACUGCCUCCGAGGGGAGUGUGGAGAGCACCUCGGACGGGAAGAGCGGGCCCGGGUCCGGCCCCACGGGUGCUAAGGGACGACCGGCCUCCUCCACAAAGGCCAGAGGGGGGGACGAUGACGAGGGCACCUCUGACAGCGACAGCGACGGGUUGACAUUGAAAGAACUGCAGGAUCGCCUGCGGAGGAAGCGCGAGCAGGAGCCGGCCGACAGGCCCCCGAGGGGCCAGAGCCGCCCAAGGAGGAGGCGCGGGGGGGAGCGCCCAGCAGAGACUGCAGACGCUGAGGCGGGCGAUGGGAUGGAGGCCCCGGUGCCUGGCCUGGGGCAGCCCGAGGCCGACCCAGGGGCUGCGUCCCAGGCGGCAGGAGAGGAUAGAGAGAGGCAGCCGGAGGGGAGAGUGGCCCCGGGGGGCAAAGUCGAGGAGCCCGGAGACGCCGUCCGACACAAGCCGGAAUGUGAGGUGUACGACCCCAACGCCCUGUACUGCCUGUGCCGCCAGCCUCACAACAACAGGUUUAUGAUUUGCUGUGACCGAUGUGAAGAAUGGUUUCAUGGCGACUGUGUGGGCAUUUCUGAGGCUCGAGGGAGGCUCUUGGAAAGGAAUGGGGAGGAUUACAUCUGCCCAAACUGCACCAUCCUGCAAGUGCAGGACGAGCCCGGUUCUGAGACCACAGACUCGCAGGACGCGAGGUCAAGACCUGCGGACACCGACGGCACGGACUGUACAAGUAUAGGGACCGUGGAGCAGAAAUCGAGUGAAGACCAGGGAAUUAAGGGUAGAAUUGAGAAAGCUGCAAACCCGAGUGGCAAGAAAAAACUCAAGAUAUUCCAGCCCGUCGCGGAGGCGCCUGGUGCCGCCAAGUGCAUCGGCCCUGGGUGCUCGAGCGUGGCGCAGCCGGACUCCGUCUACUGCAGCAGUGACUGUAUCCUGAAGCACGCCGCUGCCACCAUGCGCUUCCUGAGUGCGGGGAAAGAGCAGAAACCAAAACCGAAAGAGAAACCCAAGGCAAAGCCGGAAAAAGUCAUUCUUCAGAAAUGUAGCGUUCAGGCAGGCAUUAAAAUCUCUUCUGUGCACAAGAGACCGGCUCCAGACAAGAAAGAGAACACGGUGAAAAAGGCCGCGGGGGCCCCUCCCAGGAGCGAGGGCCUCGCCAGGGAGCCGACCUGCGAGAGCAGCACGCCGUCCUGGGCCAGCGACCACAAUUACAAUGCAGUAAAGCCAGAAAAGACUGCUGCCCCCUGGCCGCCACUGUUGUAUAAAUCCGUGAAGGAGGACAGACGCACGGAGGAGAAGACCACGGUGGCGGCGGGGGUGCCAAGGAAGGUGGCUCCUCCAGGCCCCUCGCCCAGAAACCUUCUUCCAAAGAAGUCCCUUCCUUUCGCAAACACGGCAGCAGCCAAACCAGCCGUCAAGAAGUCGCCCUCGGGCUUCAAGGGCACCAUCCCCAAGAGGCCGUGGCUCUCGGUGCACCCCUCCCCCUCAGGCAGCGCUCCUUUGGCCAAGCAGGCAGGGCUGGUGCCUGUCGCUGCCACAUCUGCUUCCAGAAAGUUCCCCAGCUCUGCUGCUUCGGUGGGAGCCAUCAGGAAGCCCGGGACCACCUCGGUUCCCCUGGCCUCUGCAGCCCCGGGACGCCUGGGCCCCACGAGCCCUGCCUCUUCACAGCCAAAUUCGCAAAUUCGGCAAAACAUAAGACGCUCCUUGAAGGAGAUCUUGUGGAAAAGAGUCAGCAACAGCGAUGACUUAAUCAUGACAGAGAGUGAGGUGGGGAGGAUCGCGCUGCACAUCGAGAAGGAGAUGUUUAACCUGUUCCGAGUCACGGACAGUCGGUACAAGAGCAAGUACCGCAGCCUCAUGUUCAACCUCAAGGACCCCAAAAACCAGGGGCUCUUCCAUCGUGUUCUUCGUGAAGAAAUCUCUUUGGCAAAACUUGUGAGGAUGAAGCCAGAAGAACUCGUCUCCAGAGAACUCUCCACGUGGAAAGAGAGGUCGGCAAAGCCUGUGAUGGAGCCCAGAGCUCAGCUGCACGAUGAGACUAAGAAGCCUGCCAUCAGACAGGACGCUGUCCCCGACAUGGAGGACUCUCCGCCGGUGUCGGAUUCUGACGAGCAGCAGGACUCGGUGCGGGCGGCCCCCGAGAGGAGCGCGGCCCCGCUGCUGGAUGCGGUGAGCAGCAUGCUGCAGGACACCACCGGGCAGCACCGGGCGCACCUCUUCGACCUGAACUGUAAGAUCUGCACAGGUCAGGUUCCAUCGUCAGAAGAUGAGCCAGCUCCGAAAAAACAAAAGCUGUCAGCGUCCGCCAAGAAGGAAGAGUCCCAGUCCAAGCAAGAUAGCUCUCCCUCUGAGCCUGCUCUCGGCCCAGCCGAUGACGCGGCACCAGAAACUCUGCCCGAAAGUGCCGUGGAACCAGACCUGGAAAGUGCUGCUCGCGCCCACGUGGAGGGAAGGUACCUCCCAGGGCCUCCCGAGGACGGCCGCCCCGAGCCCUCCGCCUUGGAAGGUGCCCCCUACCCGGCCUCUGGUGGCGGCAGCGUGCUCACCGCCGUCACGGUGUCCGGCCGAGACCCCAGGACUGCGCUGGGCGGGCCCAGCUCGGUCCCGGCCCCCGCGGCAGCCCGCCCGGAUGACACCCAGCCGGCAGAGCCCCGACAAGACAUCCUGAAGGCUGUGCCGACCUCGGUGACAGUGCCCAAGUCCAUCUUGGCCAAGCCGUCCACGUCCCCCGAGCCCAGAUACCUCCUGUCGGUCCCGCCGUCACCGAGCGUCAGCGUCUCCGAGUCCCGGUCCCCUCCAGAAGGAGACACAGCCCUCUUUUUGUCUCGGCUCAGCACCAUUUGGAAAGGAUUCAUUAACAUGCAGAGUGUAGCGAAGUUUGUCACUAAGGCGUAUCCUGUCUCUGGAUGUUUUGAUUAUCUCAGUGAGGACCUGCCCGACACGAUCCACAUUGGCGGGAGGAUCGCCCCGAAGACCGUCUGGGAUUAUGUCGGCAAACUCAGAUCUUCCGUGUCUAAGGAGUUGUGUCUGAUCCGCUUUCACCCCGCGACGGAGGAGGAGGAAGUGGCCUACAUCUCCCUCUACUCCUACUUCAGCAGCCGCGGCCGCUUCGGCGUCGUGGCCAACAACAGCAGGCACGUCAAGGACCUCUACCUGAUCCCGCUGGCCGCCUCGGACCCCAUUCCCUCCAAACUCCUGCCCUUCGAGGGACCAGGUCUUGAGUCACCGCGUCCAAACAUAAUCCUGGGGUUAGUAAUCUGUCAAAAAAUAAAGCGUCCUUCAAAUGCUGGUGAGUUAGACAAGACAGAAGAGAAGCGGGCCCGCCCUCAGACCCAAGAAGAAGUGGAUCCCGUCUACCCCAAAGCGCCUGCAGCCCUGCUGCCCGAGAAGAAGCCCCCCAAGUAUCCACUCGGCCCUGGGGAUGCAGCUGUCAGCACCACCCCCCCGGGGUCUCCCCCACCCCCGCCCCCUCCUCCAGAAGCCCCAGGUGCGCCAGCCUCAUCUUCUGUGUUAAAAAUACUGUCGUCCCUCAAACCAGGAGCCACGAACCCUGUCACGGCAAUGCCCACAUCGACGACAGUUACAGCGGCCUCUUCCUCUGUCGCUUCCUCUGCUGCAAAAACAGCUUCGCCCCUAGAACAUAUCCUGCAGACUCUCUUUGGGAAGAAGAAAGCGUUUGACGCCCCCACCAAAGAGCCUGCGGAGUCGGCCCCGGCCCCCCACCAGGACUCCAAAGCCAAGGCAGACGGUGGGCUGCCCGCAGCGCCUCUGCUGGACCCAAUUGUUCAGCAGUUCGGUCAGCUCUCGAAAGACAAAGCCCUGGAGGAGGAGGAAGACGACAGGCCGUACGACCCCGAGGAAGAGUACGGUCCCGAGAGAGGCUUCGACGCUGCGCUCGGCGACCGAGGGAGACGCCAGGACGCCGAGCAGGCCGCGGAGCCCGCCGAGCGGGAGGAGGUGGCCUACGACCCGGAGGACGAGACCAUCCUCGAGGAAGCCAAGGUGACUGUCGACGACCUGCCCAGCCGGAUGUGCGCGGACGUGCCCGGCGGCCCCGGCCUUGCCGCCCCGUCGCUGGCGGAGCAGCAGCAGAUGAUCGAGGAGCUCAACAGGCAGAUCGCGGAGCAGCAGCGGCAGCUGGAGGAGCAGGAGGCGGCGCUCCGGCAGCAGCGGGCCGCCGUCGGGGCCUCCAUGGCGCACUUCUCCGUGUCGGACGCGCUCAUGUCGCCGCCGCCCAAGGCCGCGCCGCCCAAGGCCGAGCUGUUCCCGCAGGAGCCGCCGGCCGCGCCCCCCGCGCACAGCCAGGCCCCCGGCCCCGGCGCCGAGGCGCGGCCCAGCCGGGACCCCCGGCAGGCCCGGCGCUUGGCCGCAGAGAACAGCGAGAGCGAGGCGGCCCCGAGGCCCCCUCCGGCCCGAGAAGCACCUGGGGGGGCCGCCGCCGGCCCGGGGCCGCCGCCGGCCCGGGAGGAGCCGGAGUCGGCCCCUCUACCGUGGGCUCCGGGCGAAGAGGCCCCGCUGCCAGCCAAGCAGGAUGUGCUCCCGCGCGAGCCCGCGGAAGGCUCGGGACCGGAGAGCGCGGCCGGCAGGGACGGCGCACCCAGGCCAGCCCGGAAGGUGCUGCUGCCCACGCCGCCGGGCGCCUCCUUGCAACCUCUCUUCCCUUCACAGAACGAGGGCCAGGCCUUCCAUCCUCCUUUCUCGGGUCCCGUAUACGCACCUCAGGAGAAAGCUCUGGGCCCUUCCCAGUACGAGGACCUGAGAAGUGCUCAGUUUGCCGAGAAAAGUGACUCGCUGGCAGCUGAGACUGAAGGAGACAGAGAGCCCCAGCCCAGGCCGGGCGAGGGGGCCGGCACCUUCCCCCCCACGGCGCAGAAAGGGGGGCCUGCGCCCCAAUUCCAGGGCCAGCGCGAGCCUGCCCCGCGUGCUUUCGGGAUGGCGGGCCUUCACGGCCCCAGUUUCCCAGGCCCCCGGGGGCCAGCCCCUCCGUUCUCAGAAGAGAAUUCGAACAACGAGGGGCCGAGGGCGGGGCCGCCGCCCGCCAGAUUCCCGCCCCAGAAGGGGCCCAUCCCUUCCUUAUUCUCAGGGCCGCACGGGCCGCCUCCCUACGGGGAUGGCAGGGGCCCCUCCCCCUCCCACCUGGGUGGGCCCAGGGGAGCAGGUCCCCCGCCUUUCGAAGACCGCAAGGAUCCCCACGGGGAGAAGAGGGAGUUCCCGGACGCCCCGUACGGGGAGGUCUCAGGCCCCCCUGCGCAGUGCGAGGGGCCGGAGCAGACCCCAUUCCUGGGGAACAGGGGCGCCGUGCCCUUCCAGUUCGGGGGCCAGAGGAGGCCUCUGCUGUCGCAGUUUAAAGGACCCCGAGGCGGCCCUCCUCCGUCUCAGUUCGGAGGGCAGCGAGGACCCCCCACCGGCCACUUUGUGGGCCCGCGGGGGCCGCACCCCGGGCAGUUCGAAGGCCCCAGGGGCCAAGCGCCUGGCUUCGUGCCGGGACCCAGGGGGAUGCAGCCGCAGCAGUUCGAAGAGCAGAGGGUCCACUCGCCGCCCAGGUUCAGCGGCCAGAGGGCGCCGGCGCCGCUGCCCUUCGGGGGGCCCCGGGGGGCCGCCCCCUUCCCCGAGAAGGGGGAGGCGGCGCCCCCGCGCUUCCACUUCCAGGGCCCGGCCGCCCCCGGCCCCAAGCCGGCGCCCCGGCCGCUGCUGGAGCUGCCCAGCCAUCCCCCCGCGCCGCCGGCCGCUCCGGGCCCGGGCCCCGAGGCCGACUUCCGCGAGGGCAGGGGCCACGAGUACCGAGGCCCGGCCUUCGAGGGGCGGCCCCGGGACAAGGCCCCAGAGGAGCCCGAGGCCCCGCCGCCUGACGGCCGCCCGGGCCGGGCCCUGGACGAGCGGCGGCGCGAGCGGGAGCGCGGGAAGCCCUGGGAGCGGGAGCGCGGCCGGCCCUGGAGCCGCGAGCGGGACUGGGAGCGCGGCCGCGACUGGGAGCGGCACCGCGACAAGGACGCCGGCCGCGAGUGGGACCGCGGCCGCGAGCGGAACACGGGCAGGGACAAGGCGCGCGCGUGGGACCGGGGCCGCGAGCGCAGCCGCAACCGGGAUCGCGACCGCAGGCGCGACCGGGAGAGGUCCCGCAGCAGGGACCGCGAGCGCGACAAGGCCCGCGAGCGCGAGCGCCGCCGGGAGCGCAGCCGGAGCCCGGAGCGGCCCCGGGACCCCAAGGCCGAGGCCCCGCGCGCCGCCGCCGUCGCCGCCGCCCCCGCCGCCCAGACCUAGGGCCGCCGGAGCCGCGCUCAGUGCGGAGCAGCUGGCCUUGAGAGCGGGGAGCUCGGGCGCAGGAUAGAACCUUGUGGACUUGAGAAAUUACUGUAAUUUUGUGUAUAAUGGUUUCUUACAGAACUUCACACCUUUACGAUUCUGAUGCUUUUUUAAAAAAACGAAGAACUCUUUUGACAUUUCCAUUUAAAUGUACUGAGAUGGGAAAGUACUACAAAAGCAUAUUGCUUUUUCAGAUUAUAAAGUUAUCUUUUCUAAUAACUUGACUUUGUAAAUUCUAAGGGAGUUUAGUGGACCUCAGAGCCAUACCCUUUCUGACAUCUCGUCUGUCUGUCUCCAGAGGCUGUGUUCACAGGGCUCGGGGCCGGCGGCCGUGUGUGCGGUGCGCGGCUGCGUGAGCUCCCCUCUGGAGUGCCCAGAAACACCACACUUACGGGUGCAUCUUUCUCUUGCCGUAAAGAAAUUUGAAUUACAAACUUCAGCCAGAAAAGAAAACACAUUUCUUGGUUUUGCGCAGUUUUUGUGUAUCGCCUUACAUGUUUGUUUGUCUUUCUCAAAAAGUGAUUAAAAAGCAACAUCUGAAGAGAAAUUGUUGAAUUUUAAAGAACAACUUACUUUAAAAGGUAUAAAUUUUACCAGCCUAAAGAAAGUGAGAAAAUAAACCAAUUAAGUGUACUUGAAAAGGCGGGGUGGGUGGGGGGAGUGGGUUUCCUGGAGCUGAGUUAUCAGGAACAUUUUGUUUGUCGACCUUUCCCAUCCGAGCAGUUCUUUCCACGUCCCAGGAGAAGGCGCACUAGCUCCGCACUGUUACACUUGUAGGUGACAGAUCUCUAUGUUUGUCAUCGAAAUGGAACAAUAUUUGUAUAAAGCCUAAGAUGAAAAUAGUGAUAUUAGCUUAAGAACUACAAACUAGAACGCUUUUCACUGUGAAACAGUCUACUGCUUCCCGUCAUGUAUUUUCCAAGUGCUUCUGAAGUGCAAAACAGAAAAAACUCGCUAAUUUAUUUGACUGUACAAAUACACUUUGAUAAUUCUUUUAUAUUUUCAUAAACUUACUUUUGCGAAUGUAAAAUUAGAGAAUUUCAUUUGUUCUUUGGAGUCUAGUCCAUUGUACACCACUACAGGUUUUUCACUUCCUAGCACAAAUGUUUAAGUUACCAGAACAUCGACAGCUUAGCAGUUUGGGGUAACUGGUGUUACAGACCCUGUCAGUAGGUUCAGUUACAUUAAAGUGGCAACGAGUUCCAACAUCUAAUGUGAUGUGAAGGUUUUUUUUACAUGUAAAACAAAAUUUUUCUAAUUUAAAUACAACAAAUGUAAAAAAUCAAGUGUGUUUCUUUAGGUUUACUUGAUAGAAAUUUCUGUAAAUUGUAUUUUAUAUUGCAAAGUAUUAUAUCACUGUACAUUAAAACAUGGAACUUCAUAGCUUUGUUACUUGAAGUAGAAUAAACACCUA
This is a messenger RNA of Hippopotamus amphibius kiboko, 8651 nucleotides long. It is a transcript of the gene DIDO1, whose product is annotated as death inducer-obliterator 1. The record is from RefSeq and is a predicted model, not a curated record. Gene Ontology annotation, biological process: apoptotic signaling pathway; DNA-templated transcription. Bases 620 to 7195 code for a protein of 2191 amino acids. The transcript is spliced from 17 exons. Gene Ontology annotation, cellular component: nucleus. NCBI's taxonomy places the organism in Eukaryota, Metazoa, Chordata, Mammalia, Artiodactyla, Hippopotamidae.